AUGGAGGAAAGGGGUCUGAGGCAGUAUGAGUGCGUCAGGCGGGCUUGGCAUAGCGAUAGGCACCAACCCAUGAGAGGCUCCAUUAUUCAGCAGAUGUUCAAGGUCGUCAGUGAAGUUCAUAGCUCCAAAACGAAGAACAACAAGGAGUGGCAGGAAAAGCUGGCCAUGGUGGUUUUGAGAGCAGAGAAAUCAUGUAUUCCAAAGACAAUUCAGAGGCUGAGUGAUGCGGAAAGCAUGAACACGAUAGCAAGAGACUCCGUCAAGCGUCGAAAAGCAAAUGACGCCAUUAACACAAUUAUUCCAAGAUAUGAGGGCACUGAAACCGGGGACCUUUUGCCGCCGUGUGUUGAAGCUGCACUUAAUCUGGGUUGUGUUGCGGUAAGAGCUUCAAGAAGCCAAUGCCACAGUAAUCCAAGGAGUUACCACAUUUCGAGACCACAAGAACCCCCUUCUCCACCCACUAGAAUUUUAGAUAGACCAUCUGAUGAACGACGCCCUCCGUUUUCUCCUCCACAUCACCCGGGAAAUCAAUCAAACUUUGCAAGACCCUCAGCUGUGAGUUCUGCACAUUUGGUCCCAGAAGCUCACAGUCAUGCCAACCAAGGUAGUAACCUGACUAACCCUCGGCAUUACCCAUUUUCACUUGAGAAUGUUCCUGGUGGCCAUAACCAGGUAACAACAAUGUCAACCAACAACCAAUUGAACUUAGGUUCAGUAUAUCCAUUGUGUUAUGGAUCUCACUAUCAAACUGAAGCAUCCCAGUUAGGUCCUCAGGUCCCAGAAAAUGCACAUUCUGGGACUAUAUAUGUUGGUACACCAGUUACAUCAAUUCAGGAGCCUACCAAGCAUAAUAUUUUCACCUGUCAAAGGGCUGAAAAUGUGUCACACAGAAUUCCCCAAGUAGAUGUUAUGGACAUCCAGGAGAAGCCACGAGAAGCAGAAUAUGUGGAAGUAAAGCCACUUGUGCAUCUUACUUCAUGCUUAAGUUCGUGA
Rosa chinensis is the source of this 993-nucleotide messenger RNA. RefSeq lists its product as uncharacterized. The transcript is spliced from 2 exons. Bases 1 to 993 code for a protein of 330 amino acids. NCBI's taxonomy places the organism in Eukaryota, Viridiplantae, Streptophyta, Magnoliopsida, Rosales, Rosaceae. The record is from RefSeq and is a predicted model, not a curated record.